Molecule: messenger RNA, 2255 nt
Organism: Etheostoma cragini (Arkansas darter)
Lineage: Eukaryota; Metazoa; Chordata; Actinopteri; Perciformes; Percidae
Gene: spata2l
Product: spermatogenesis associated 2-like
Exons: 4
Coding region: 164-1822 (552 amino acids)
Cellular component (GO): cytoplasm
Source: RefSeq, a predicted model, not a curated record
UCCGUGCCACGUGACAAUGUUUACUUUAUCCCUGGACGAUCAGGUGGCCAUCGGCUGCACGGUGACUGUAACCGUCUGUGUGGCUGGCUGGCAGCAGAUGUUUCACUUACCUGAUUAAUCGAUACACAUGUCAAUAAGUGGCGGACACAGCUGAAUAAAAGAGAUGAGCAUCUCUAGGAACCCAGCCAGGGAUCUAUUGGACAACUAUGAUCUCAGUCUGGAACAGCAAAUUGUGGGACGGGGCUCCAACCUGGCAUGCAGAGAUGAGCAGCUGUGGAAGCAGGCGGAGGCCUUGCUGAAGGACGGAGAUGCUCAGGAGACACACUGCCUGGGUCUGGACCCACUGAGCGUGAUGGACGAGUCGCUCACAGCAGCAGCAGCAGCAGCCAGCGCAGGGCGAGUCCAAGCCAGAGGAGGGCUGCAAGGCCUGGCCAAAGCUUUCGAGGUCCUGGAGCAAGCAGCCUUAAACCUGUACCUCGGUCCCUGGAGGGACGAGUACAAAGUUGUCAAGAUGUACUCUGGUAUGUUCACCCACUGCAUCAAACCGGUGCUGUCGAUGCCACAGAUUGAGAAACUCUUUGGCCUGCUAGGAUACCAGCCCAGCUCGUCUCGGCACGAGCAGCUCCGUCUCCUGCCGCCCAGGGUCAGUCCUGCCUCUGUGGAUAAACUCCUCGCCUUGGCCUGUGCCUUCUUCCUCGCCCGCUGCGAGUGUCGCCUCCUUCAGGCGGCUCUGGGGAAGCACGUCGGGGAGGCCCAGUGGGAGCUGAGCGUGGUCAGGGAGAGGCAGAGAGGAAACAGCAUACAGGUGGCCCUGGACAACACCAAGAAGACUCUGGAUGUCAACCAGCCACUGAUGGAGCCGUUUGAUGGAGAAGUGGAUCUGUACACGGACGAGCAUGGUAACGGGGGGCAGAGGGAGGUGGUUGGUAAUGAGGACGAGAGUCCCCGCUCUCUGACCUGGGUGACUGCAAGCAGAGCAUCACCCUCUGCUGCCAAAACACACAGCAACGGAGUCAGGUCCUUGUCCACCUCGUCCAGCGCCGCCUCCGCUAGAGACAACGUCUGCGUCUCUACACUCAGCUGCCAGCUGACUAAGACGUCGCCACUGGAACCAGUGAUUACCAGAAGCUCCUCGGCCAGCGGGCGGCAGGACAGGCGUUCCUGGGAGGAGUCUAGCUUUGACGGAGCGGACUCACGGUCACGUAGUCUGCAGGGAGAAGCAACCGGGCUUUGCAGGAGCGAGGCUGAAGCCAACCACCUUUGCAGCUGUCUCCAAUCUUCUCCUCUUCGUCUUUAUGUCUGUGUUGAAUGCCACACCUUGCACAACAUGACCUGUGCCUUGUUCCAGACUUGCUACAUGGCCCACUGCGUUCUUCCCUACACUGACAAUAGGACCAAAGAGAUGAAAGAAUUGGCGCCACAGGAUGGCAGCCUCAGGGUGAGUGAUAUGGGCGCAUUGCCAACUCUCACCAGCAGCAGCGCAGCAAUGUCCUCCCUAUCUCUGUGUGACGACCCUAAGUCCAUAAUCCCAUCUCGUCAUCCAAUCAGCUACCAUGGCUGCUGCGACCUCGCCCAGCUGGACCCACAAGUCCUGUGUCUCAGCUGUGGCGUCUUCCACUCUGGUUCCUGCAGAGAGAUAGACUUCUGCCAAAACCACCACACAAUCAAGCCACUGGGAGUGUGCUCCUGUGGGAGGGCCUGCUUCAGAAAGCCUCUGGUUCUGUGCAGAUAUUGUGGAAACGAGUAUUGUAGCGAUUGUUGGUACAGAAAUCCUGUUGUGUGCACCUGCGGCCAAACCUUUGACCAGUCGUCUUCUGUGUGAUUUGUAUUUGAAAGGUAUUGCACUAAUGAGGCACAGCUAGCAAAAUCACAGUGCCUUAAAUCUGCGUACUGCAAACAGAAAUCCUUUUUUUGUUUAAAUCGAGUGAAAUAUAUCUAAAUUCAAAUGUUGCCUUGACACUACUGAAAUGCAGUAUUGAGUGUGCUCCAACUUUUCUGUUUUGGUCCUCCUUUCUGAGACUCUGAUCACUCUGUCAUCACGGGCACGUUCCAUCUCCCACCGUUGUGCACCGUGGGGCUGCCGCUUCCGGGUUCAAGGACACGGUUCCUCAGAGCGGUCUGAGCGUGUGCAACGAGCUUCGAGGUGGUCAGAGAUGUUACCCAAUCAGCCACGGCGUGUAUGGAAACUCGUAAUAAAAAAGCAGUGCACUGCACACACAGAAGGGUGUUCAACGCACCCCCUUUUUACAGUUAAA